Molecule: messenger RNA, 1394 nt
Organism: Vitis riparia (riverbank grape)
Lineage: Eukaryota; Viridiplantae; Streptophyta; Magnoliopsida; Vitales; Vitaceae
Product: beta-carotene isomerase D27, chloroplastic
Exons: 6
Coding region: 276-1076 (266 amino acids)
Molecular function (GO): iron ion binding
Source: RefSeq, a predicted model, not a curated record
ACAAUGGGAGUAGAUUCUACAGUUCAUCUUUACAUGUGAAGGUUCUAAAAUGUUGAAAAGGAAUGGGUUAGAAGUGGCCAUUUAAUAAAGAGGAAAAAUUAAUCUCAUCCCAGAAAUUGUAUAUCUGUAUGGCCAUAAUUUUUUCUAUGGAAACAAACAAAUCCCACCAUUCUCAGCAAUUUUAAGUUCUUGAAGGAUGAAGCUGUAGUUCUGGUACUCUAAAGGAGUUGUUGCUGCCGACUCUUUUGAAACAAACAAAUACACUGAAUUCAUUCAUGUCGGUUCUAAGCUUCCAAGCUGUCCAGUUCCCAGCUCUGGAUCAUCGUUCCUUGCCAAGAAGGCGUAGCAGUACUGGAUAUAUUAAUAUAGUUCGCUGCGGAAUCGCAGAGCCAUCGGGAGAGCCAGCUCCUUUCGGACAGAAGACAAGGUACAAUGAUGGGUUCUUUGAGAAGGUCUUCAUGACUCUCUUUGCUCGCAAGAUGGGGAGGUUUGCGGCUCCUGCAAAAUCUGGGAUAGAAGCUGAGAAGAAGAGAAGUUGGUGGGAUUGUGAUUAUGAGAGAUUUGUGGAUGUCUCGAAAAGGGUAAUGCAAGGAAGGUCUCGGAUGCAGCAGCAGGAAGUGGUUAGAGAGGUCCUCUUGUCCAUGCUCCCUCCUGGCGCCCCUGAUCAGUUCAGGAAACUCUUUCCACCGACGAGGUGGGCUGCAGAGUUCAAUGCUGCGCUCACAGUGCCUUUCUUCGCCUGGUUGGUUGGGCCUUCUGAGGUUGUGGAAGUGGAGGUAAAUGGAGUCAAGCAAAGAAGUGGAGUCCUUAUAAAAAAAUGCAGGUACCUGGAGAACAGUGGGUGUGUGGGAAUGUGCGUGAAUAUGUGCAAAAUUCCUACUCAAGAUUUCUUCACCAACGAAUUCGGGCUUCCUUUAACUAUGACCCCAAAUUUUGAAGAUAUGAGUUGUGAAAUGGUCUAUGGGCAAGUCCCACCUCCAUUUGAAGAGGAUCCAGUGUCCAAACAGCCAUGUUUUUCGGAUAUCUGCUCCAUGGCAAAUCCCAACUCCAGCAUAUGUCAUAAACUACAAGCCUGAGAAGAAUUUUCUACUUCACUAAAUUCCCAUUCACAGCAACAAGUGCUUCAUAUACUCAAUUUUAAGUCCAUCUGCCAUGGCCUCAACAUGUUAACUAUUCACUACUCUUGACAACAGGAAAAGUAGGCAAUCUUGGCAGUUGCCUGUUUCUCGUAGUUCCUCGGUCAGGUCUCUGAGAUAAACAAUUAUUCUAUAUGUAUUGAUUUUUUCAGCUGCAGCACACCUAUGUGAUGUAAGCAAGAAUGUACCAAAUCUUCUGUAAAUUUCACAGGAUACUGAAAUUUUGCCCUUAUCAAUCUCAUGAAAAGUUCUGAAUCA